Molecule: messenger RNA, 2113 nt
Organism: Magnolia sinica
Lineage: Eukaryota; Viridiplantae; Streptophyta; Magnoliopsida; Magnoliales; Magnoliaceae
Product: AUGMIN subunit 8-like
Exons: 6
Coding region: 144-1964 (606 amino acids)
Biological process (GO): centrosome cycle; spindle assembly
Cellular component (GO): centrosome; cytoplasm; nuclear microtubule
Molecular function (GO): microtubule binding
Source: RefSeq, a predicted model, not a curated record
CUCUCUCUCAUCCAAUCUCCCAUAGAAACUCCGUCUCCAAUCAACAUAGGAAUUCCACCUACCCAUUCCAAUCCAAUCCAAUCCAAUCCCCCACUUCUACCCUCAUUUCUCAUCUCAUUCUCUCCCAAUUUCUCUGGAAAAUCAUGCAACUAGCCUCCCAAGAACCCACCACCACCACCGAUAAACCUAUGGAAGCAGCAGCAAGAUCCACCUCCUCCCGUAGACCGAGGGUGAGGGAGGUCAGCUCUCGCUUCAUGUCCCCCGUCGUCUCCUCUUCUUCUUCCGGCGAUCUCCAUCUCCCUUCUUCUUCUUCUUUUUCUUCCUCCUCCUCCAAAUGCCCUCCUCCCCUUCCUAAGCAUCCUCAUCAUCCCCUCGAUAUCAGAGGGCAGCAGCAGCAGCGAUCCCAGUCCGUGCACAGGCGGCACCCUUCUCCUUCUUCUCCAAUCCACAGCGACUCUGAAUCUGAACCCUUGUGCUCUUCCAAUUCCAACACCGUCUUCGACACCCCUUCAGCAGCAUUUCAUCCAAGCAAAGCCUUGCCCAGGCGGUCUGCAAAGCUGCUCCUCAAGGAGAAUGGCGAUCCCCUUCUGUUAGAUUCCUCAAAGCCACCCCCCAAUAGCACCCAUCUGAGAUCCAUCGCCACCAAGUUCCCAGCCGGAAGCAGGAAGAGGACAGACACGCCCACAGUAUUCUUCGACAGGCCUACACCCAGAUCCAUGUUCACGAGCCAAAACCUUCCUAAGUCAACCAGCUCUCGGGUUGCAUCUGCAGCGAGCACAGCAGCUGCAAAGCUGGUCCAAUCCAGCGGAAUGGGGGCUAAAAGAAACGCAAUCCAGGAGAUGAGUUCAAUUCAUGGAAAUCCCAUCUCUGCUGAAUCAUCCGACAACGAUGUUGGAACCCUAGAUGUCUCUGCUGACAAUUUAGUUUCAAGUGAUUCUUCUUCAGAAAUGUGCACGAUCAGCGGCCAGGGAGGCGUGUGUGAUAGCCCUCCUAUUCCAGCCCAAACCAGCAAGAUCCGGCCCAUCUCUGAUUUCCGCUCCUCCAUGCCGGAGGCAGAUCUGUUACCGACCAUGUCGGCAAGAUUGCUGGGAGAGGGGAAUUCCAGUGAGGUUGUUGGAAGUGGAGAUUUGUGCAGGGUCUCCGCCUCCCCUUGCUAUCGCUCUCUUAAUUCAGCCUUGUCAAGUUGCCAGCAAUCCUUUAGUCCCACAAAGUCUAUCUGUAAAUCAUCUGUUUUCACCAAAUCGCAUUCGGGCUCCACAAAGCCAGGCACAGUUUGUCUGCCACCCAAUCCAUCCAAUAUGAAGCCAGGGAUAGAGACAAGGAAGGGAAGAAAAGCAUCGAGCCAUCAAGAAGAUGUUCAUUCACUGCGUAUGCUUCACAACCGUUGUCUGCAAUGGAGAUUAGCAAAUGCAAAAGCAGAGGCCACCAUGAAUGCGCAACAAUUUGAAGCUGAGAGAUCUCUUUGUAGUAUCGUGGCUAAAAUAUCAGAAAUGCGCAAGUCUGUGAUGACGAAGCGAAUUGAACUUGAGCAGUUGAAAAAGAUGGAAAGAUUGUCUACUAUUCUUGAUGCACAAUUGCCAUAUUUAGAUGAAUGGGCAGUACUGGAAGGAGAUUAUUCAAAUUCUGUUUCAGGUGCAAUCAAAGCUUUGCAGGAUGCUUCGCUCCAACUUCCAGUUGUUGGGAAUGUGAGGGCUGAUACUACAGAGCUCAAUGAUGCUUUUAACUCAGCAACAAAUGUGUUGGAAGCAAUUUUUCCCUUUGUUCAAAGCUUCUUGCCAAAGGCAGAAGGAGUGGAUCAUGUAAUUUCAGAACUUGCCGGGGUAGUUGCCAGGGAAAGAGCGCUCAUUGAAGAAUGCGGAGAUCUAUUGUCCAAGGUGCAUAUAAUGCAGGUGGAAGAGUGCAGCUUGCGAGGACAAUUGAUUCAACUCAAACGUAGUAGCUCUACAGAACCAAAGGAAGUAUAAGUUCUGAGUAUUUUACGAUAGCUAAGCUACCCUUCUGUGCACAUGGAGCACAUCUUCUUCUUCUCAGGGUAGAAAAUAUUCUUCUCCAUAUUGUAAGAUAGCAUUCUUUUAUAAUCAUAAUAAAGAAGAGCACAUCUAUUUUUUUUUCC